This is a messenger RNA of Didymodactylos carnosus, 768 nucleotides long. NCBI's taxonomy places the organism in Eukaryota, Metazoa, Rotifera, Eurotatoria, Philodinida, Philodinidae. The record is from the annotation of a GenBank genome assembly.
AUGAGCAAAAUCAUCUGUCAAUUUAUUCAGGGCGUUUUAGUUCCACCAUUAAUUGCAUCAACGGUUGAUCAUGUCUCCUCGAACGUCAAUCAAAAUAUCAAUGCUCAGCUAAAGUUAUUCCAUCAUAAACGAACAGUGGCUUAUUUUCAAAGUUUAACUCAGGAAGAAAUAAAUGCGAAAGCCAAUCGUGAAACGCGAGCAUCAGCCCAUCGAGAGAUAAAUGAUGUUCGCACUGGUGCCCCCGGAAGAAUUCACCAUAUCGGAUUUAUUUGUCAAGCAAAGAACAUUCGAGUUCGUAUUUAUGAUCAAGAAGGUCGUGUCGAACAUGUCAUUGGUGAGGAUACAUCGAAAGAUGCAAUCGACAUCGUUUAUCAUCCACCGAGCGAACCGAAUGAUCUUGGCCAUUGGACAGUCAAGAACAGAGAAAAUAUUAAAAGCACUGGAAAAUUCAACUGUCUGUUCGAUGCGAUCGGUCCACAAAUCGAUUGUGCCGGAAAACAACUAAGACAAGACGCAGCAGCAACCAUGGAAGUUUAUCAGGAUCAACUAGCCGCAACGAUGUAUGAUGUGCAAUACUUGAAACAAAACUUUAGUGCAGCUUUAUUUACUGGUGGUCGUGUAGCAGAUAGAGAAAAUCUGAGAGCACAAAUGAGAGGCAGGGGCUCUCAAAGUGUCAUUCGAACAAAAACACCUCAUCGAACAUGGUCGUGUGAAUAUGAACGACCUCUAAGAGAAAACAAGGAAGGUUCUAGACAAAGAACUGGAUAA